Molecule: messenger RNA, 3764 nt
Organism: Etheostoma spectabile (orangethroat darter)
Lineage: Eukaryota; Metazoa; Chordata; Actinopteri; Perciformes; Percidae
Gene: retreg2
Product: reticulophagy regulator family member 2
Exons: 9
Coding region: 1-1764 (587 amino acids)
Cellular component (GO): membrane
Source: RefSeq, a predicted model, not a curated record
AUGGCGAGCGAGGAGGAGGCCAGAAGACGCCCAUCGGUUACCUCCUCUUCUGUCGGUCUUGAGGCUCUGUUCCCUUCAGGGACAUCGGAACAGAGCUGCGGGGACGAAAACCCGGAGCUCGUCCGCCUGCGGGAGCGUCUUCAGGGUUGGCUAUCGCAGUAUGAGCCCCUGCUGCUAUGGGUGCAGAGGCUGUUGGUCUGGGAGAGGCCAUUCUACAGCAUCUCUGUCGCCCUGACACUCAACACAUUAUUUUGGCUCCUGUCAUCCACCUCCCUGCGGCCUCUGUUCCUGUUGAGUGUGUCCCUGCUGGGACUCAUGCUACUGGAGAGAUGGAAGCCCAAGUUGCCCAUCAUUACCGUUGAACAUGCUGAGGCUCCUGCCGCACAAAGUAACACAAUGAGUGUGGAGCAGCAUCUGCUCAGUAUUCCUGAGCUCAGCCACCACCUGGCUGAAAGCUACCUGACUUACUGCCUGUACCUGCAGGAGAUGCUGCAGUACAAACAGCAGAACCAUGGCAAGUUCUGUGUGAUGAUGUGCAGUGGCUGUCUUGUACUUGCCGUGGUCGGGCACUAUGUACCAGGGAUCAUGAUCUCCUAUAUUAUUGUCCUGAGCGUACUGUUGUGGCCCCUGGUGGUGUACCACGAGCUGAUCCAGAGGAUGUACACCGGCUUGGAGCCUAUCCUGAUGAAACUGGACUACAGCAUGAAGGGAGAAACCGAGCACCGCAAGCACGACAAGAGGAAGGUGAAGAAGGAGAUGGAGGAGGGGGACGAGCCAAGAGCCGAAACGGAGAGUGACAGUGAGGAGGAGCUGUCCUGUUUUGCUCCAACGGUGGAUGUGAAGACCACAGCUCUGGCGAUGGCCAUCACAGACUCCGAGUUGUCAGACGAGGAGGCAUCCAUCUUGGAGAGCGGAGGGUUCUCCGUGUCGAGAGCCACCACUCCUCAACUCACUGACGUCUCUGAAGACCUGGACCAGCAGAGUUUACACAGCGACCCAGAGGAGUCCUACCUGCGGGAUCUGCCUGAGUUCCCCUCUGUUGAGGAGUUCCCAUCCAUCGACCACACCCUGCUCCACUUCCCCCUGCGAGGCCCCGGCCAGGGCGACGGAGCCCAGGCCGUUGCUCCGUCCGAAAAGGAACCGUUGAGUCCCGCCAGCCUUCUCAUCCAGCACCUAGCAUCUCCGCUCCACUUUGUGAACACGCACUUCAACGGACAUGGGCGACCACCUGGGGGUGUGGAGGGCAUGUUGCCUGUGGCAGGCGCAGGGGAGGCAGCGGGGACGCUGGGGGAAGAGGAGAAGGAAGCUGCCGUAGCCCGGGAUACACAACAGUCCUUGGAGGCGUUGAGCGAGGAAAUAGUGAGCACGGCCAUCUCCACCGUGGUGCAGAACACUCUGUCGGCCAUGCUGCGCUCCAGCGAGGCCAGCGAGGAGCCCUCCCUGGCCGAGUUCCUUCCCACUGAAACCCCGCCCGGCGCUCUGGAGACCUCCACCCCACCCACUGAGACCACUGCUAACACUAUGAUUACUACAAUAGGAGCGCUGGAGGCUGACCAGGACCCGGAUGAGGCGAUUACGACAGAAAGCGGCACCGGAGAGGAGAUGCCCGACGACACGCUUGUUCCGACCGAGGAAGAGGACUUUGAGCUUCUGGACCAAAGUGAACUUGAGGGGCUGGACCUCAUGUCUGACAGACAGCCAGUGGAAGGAGCCUCGGUAGCUGCAGAGACGCCUCUGUCUCCUCAGCAUCAACCACAGUCAUAGCUUCCCUGUUUUGCUCCCCCUGCCCCCAACUGUUGUGUUUUUAUUUCUACAUUAGACUUACAUUAUAUCCAUUCACAAUGCUAUAUACAAAACAUGUAUCAAAGAGUUUGCCGUUUAAUACUGUUGGUUAUUGUGUGGCGCAUGGAUGAGGAUACUCGGUGCGUCAGAAGGGUCUGUUCAACCUCCAGUUGCAUUAGUGAUUUUUUUUCAGCCUGCGGGCCAGAUAGUUUAUCAUGUUCUAGGAGAGCAGGGUCAGGCCAGAACCGGGUUAGGUUAACUGUCAUAGAGAGGGGUUGAACAACGUUGAAAUUUGCUCGAUAAAUCAGCAGGCAAAUAUCUUACAGCCUAGUGGAGAGUCUGUCCCACGUUCAGUCUCACGUCAGAAUAAUGACGCCUUGGUUUUCCACCGUGGCUGAGCGCUUAAUAACCCUUCCGUCUUGUUUUCAUAAGGGUCUUUAUCUAGAUGGUGUUAUGAAGAGCUGAAAUGUUGGAUUAUAUAAUAAUUAAUAUAUGCUAUAAAUUAUUUAAUUUAACGUCAUUCAAUAAUACUUUAUUGUUAAGCUGAGGGGAAGUUUAAAGUAAAUUGAAUCCCUUCAGUUGCCCAUAAUGAUUGUAUGAUAAUUGUUUUAAUGAUGACACGUGGAUUGUGGUUGAACAUGUUGUCUAUUCCCCGAGCUAGACUUAGUAAAACAGUAGUAUUGUCCUUCACUUUAUCCUUACCUCCAAGGUCUCCGAGGUUACAGUUUUGACAGAAACAUUCAGUCACUAGUGGUCUUUCACUUGUUGCCUGGAAACGGAAACUUAAUCUUUGACAUUGUUGGAUGUUAAAAAGUAGUAGAUCUUUACCCGUACACGUAAGUGACUUUGACAUGGCAAGAUAAAAAGAAAAUGGUCCUGAAUUUUUGUCUCUUUGGUUGAUGCUUAAUUUUAUCAAUAAUUGCAAAUGGAAUUCAAUUCCACACAUCCAUAUGUAAUUGAAUUUAUUCUUUAUCUACAACUCUGUUAAAAGACACGCUUCUUGUUGAUAGGCCCGUCUGUGCCCAUCUAUUUGUUACAUGUAUUGUCAAGUCAUACAUGUAGUAAAGUUAAGUCCAUGCAUGCCAUGCAUCACGCAUGUAUUUACCAUGAAAAAUAUUUGAGGUCAAUUUUCAAAGGAGUGUUACUUUUCACUGGCUUUCUUGAGUGACAUGAUAAUUGAAUGACACACAACGCAUCUGGCCGCUGCUGGGAAUUUGUGGAAAACGUGACAAAAAGGAAAUUUAGCGCCAUGCUCAAGUGUAUAAAGAGGCCGGUUUUGCUUUUGUAAACCACUCAGCAUCCACGUCUCAAGGGUGGGUUGUACAAAUUGAAUAUAACAUUGCAGAAUGUGUGUCCAUUUCCUGAGUUGUCGUAAUGCACUGUAUUUGUACUAACCUUUCCUUUUUCAGUCAACGCCUCCUUGUGUAUAGUGUAGAAAUGUUAAAAAGGAACGUGUAUAUUCUGCAUGUAAAAACAGCGCUCUGUUCAAGUUCUCCUUGUCAACUGACAACGUACUGCACAAUUUGUGAGAAACAAAAAAUCCAGACGAAUGUUUCAGGUUAAAAGAGCCCUAUAAAUUCAGUUUGUUUAUAAUCGAAUUAGCAACGAGGGGAAGAAAAGUUUUGAAGUGUCCUCAUUUUAAAAAGACUGCUCUACUGUAAAGGGAAAUGGGUGACAAGUGAUACCAUCAGAUUUCGAGAAGUAUAUUAACAGUUUGUGUAUGUUAGUAAUGUGUUUUAUGCUUAAAAUAUCGCUUCUUGAACUAUAAAAAAGGCACUUACUGAAAUGUACAAUUUUAAAAAAGGAAUAUAUUUUCUAAUUUCUCCUUUUUCCAUAAAGUACUCAGUUUGAUCUUUUACAUGUAAAAAAAAAAUAUAUAACGGCAAUGGGCGAGUUUCACGAAGCAGAAAAGAUUUAUUGUCAUUAAACUGGCCAAAUAACACAUGUGAAAGUGAGAGAAUAAAAGAACAAACUGAAACAAA